AUGGGCCGUCUCCGUCGCUCCCGUACCCACCACGCCCGCCGCGACAUCCAGCGUGCCGCCCGUACCCGUGUGCGCACAAAGGAUCUCGACCAGAUCCAGCACGACAUGGAGCACAACCGCAAGAAGCUCGAGCUCCAGCCCAUUGACGAGGACAAGCCCGGUCUCGGCCAGCACUACUGCGUCGAGUGCGGCAAGUACUACGAGUCGGCCGUCGCCCUCACCACCCACAACAAGAGCAAGGUGCACAAGCGCCGCCUCAAGGAGCUCCGCGACCCGGCCUACACCGUCGAGGAGAGCGAGCGCGCCGCCGGCCGCGGUGUCGACAACCGCCAGCGCGGCGUCGAGGACGUUGUCCGCCGCUUUGAGACCGCCGGCCUCGCGCAGACCCGCGCCACGGAGCAGAUUGCCAAGCCCAACUCGGCGGCCGCUCCCCUUGCUUAA
Molecule: messenger RNA, 441 nt
Organism: Apiotrichum porosum
Lineage: Eukaryota; Fungi; Basidiomycota; Tremellomycetes; Trichosporonales; Trichosporonaceae
Gene: BUD20
Product: Bud site selection protein 20
Exons: 2
Coding region: 1-441 (146 amino acids)
Molecular function (GO): zinc ion binding; nucleic acid binding
Source: RefSeq, a predicted model, not a curated record